GCUACUAGGGUGUCUGAUGCAUGAUUUGAUCACCACCCCAAAAAUCUCUCUCUCUCUCUCUCUCAUCUCUUACAUCUCCAAGAAAACAUCAAACUAAUCCAAGUUGCCAUAAAGGAAAAUUGAAACUUUCUUUUCUUUUCUUUUCUUUUCCUUCUCUUUCUCUCCAUAUACAUAUAUAUCUUCCCAUGUCUUGCAUAUGAUUCUUAACCCUAAACCAAUCCUUAAGAAACCAACCAAAAAGACACCAAUAACAUCUCACAAAUAUGCCUGCUGCAGCUUCCCUGCAACUCCAAAGAACCACCGCCACAACCACCGCUCUCCCUUGCCACAAGCACUCUCCACCCACCGUCAUAUGGCGGGUUCCUCUCAUUUGGGAUUCUUCUUCUGUUCCUGAUUAUGUUUCUUGCUACCAUACUCGUAGCGUUGGACCUAACCAGUGCUGCUCCGCUGUCGUCAAGAUUAUAAAUGCACCUGUCUCCACCGUCUGGUCUAUUGUUCGCCGUUUCGAUAACCCUCAAGCUUAUAAACACUUUGUCAAGAGCUGUCAUCUCAUCAACGGUGAUGGAGAUAUAGGCACACUCAGGCAGGUUCAUGUGGUGUCUGGACUUCCUGCUGAGUCAAGUACUGAGAGACUUGAGAUUCUUGAUGAUGAACGUCAUGUCUUGAGCUUUAGCGUGAUUGGCGGCAACCACCGGCUAAAUAAUUACCGAUCAGUGACCACGCUCCACGCUUCUCCGGGUGAAAACGGUACGGUUGUUAUUGAAUCAUAUGUGGUUGAUAUACCGGCAGGGAAUACAAAGGAAGAUACAUGUAGCUUCGCCGAUACAAUUGUACGGUGCAACUUGGAAUCUCUGGCUCAGAUGUCUGAGAACAUGGCCAAGAACACCCAGAUAAAGAUAUCAUCUCCAUCGCCAUCAUCAUCUUGAAUUGAUUGUUUUGAAAUGGGUUCUUUCAUAAAUUUUUUGUUUUCGAUUCAGGUUUGGAUUUGAUCAUCAGAUCAAUCAUAGAUAGCCAAUGCCAGAAUCGAAAAUUCGUAGAUCCACAUAUAUAUUGGCUCUUGAAGGUGUUUAUAGUAUUUUGAUAUGCUCUCUGCCAACUUUGUUUUCCUUCGAGAUAGCUUCCACAUUAGCAUACAAUCAUAGUUUUUCAUUUCAUGUCCUUUUUCUUUUUCCUUUUAAAGUUCUUUUUCUCUUGCUGUUGUUGUUGUUCAUCAAGGGAGAAAGCUGUCGAGUUUUAAGUCUGUGUACAUAUAUUGGUGUCCAAAUUCUUAUUUCUUUUUUUUUUUUUUUAUUUUUCCUUGUUUCUGUAUCUGAUCUCCCUUGCCAUUAUUGUACAUGUUAUGUAUUUCUUUAUGAGAACUAUGUUAAAGAGAGUUAAUUAAGGAGA
Manihot esculenta (cassava) is the source of this 1386-nucleotide messenger RNA. Its product is annotated as abscisic acid receptor PYL4. The record is from RefSeq and is a predicted model, not a curated record. Gene Ontology annotation, molecular function: abscisic acid binding; protein phosphatase inhibitor activity; signaling receptor activity. NCBI's taxonomy places the organism in Eukaryota, Viridiplantae, Streptophyta, Magnoliopsida, Malpighiales, Euphorbiaceae. The transcript has a single exon. Gene Ontology annotation, cellular component: nucleus; cytoplasm. Bases 264 to 926 code for a protein of 220 amino acids. Gene Ontology annotation, biological process: abscisic acid-activated signaling pathway.